Fusarium venenatum is the source of this 1473-nucleotide messenger RNA. RefSeq names its product major facilitator superfamily domain-containing protein. Gene Ontology annotation, cellular component: membrane. The record is from RefSeq and is a predicted model, not a curated record. Gene Ontology annotation, molecular function: transmembrane transporter activity. NCBI's taxonomy places the organism in Eukaryota, Fungi, Ascomycota, Sordariomycetes, Hypocreales, Nectriaceae. Gene Ontology annotation, biological process: transmembrane transport.
AUGGAUCCAAAAGAUCACAAAGAUAACGACUUCAUCGACAACACGCUUCAUGAUGUUGCUGAAGGAGAAACAGCUCGUGUCGUUGACCACAUUGCAGAGCGUCAACUCUGCCGCAAGUUCGACGUUCGGUUGAUGCCUGUCUUAGCCAUCAUGUAUUUAUUCAAUGCGUUGGAUAAAGGCAACCUUGGAAACGCUCAAACAGCUGGAUUAAGUGACAAUCUAAACUUCCAGCCAGGCCAGUAUAACCUUUUGGUGUCAAUCUUCUUCGUCCCUUACGUUAUCUUCGCCCCACCGACUGCGAUCAUCGGCAAGAAGUAUGGCCCUGCCAGAGUUCUUCCAAUUCUCAUGUUUACAUUCGGUUCCAUGACUCUGUUAGCUGCUUGCGUCCAGAACUUCAGUGGCCUCUUCGCGCUUCGAUUCUUCUUGGGUGUCGCAGAAUCAGGCUUUUUCCCGCUCGUGAUAUAUUAUCUCACAACAUUUUACAGACGUGGAGAGCUUGCACGUCGCUUGGCUGUCUUUUACGCGGCCUCGAAUAUUGCCAAUGCCUUUAGCGGACUUUUAUCAUUUGGAGUCUUUCAGAUCGAGUCCAAGAUGUUUGUAUGGCGGUAUCUAUUCAUUAUCGAGGGUGCAUCAUCUGUUCUCUUCUCCAUCUUUGCCUUCUGGUAUCUUCCACGCUCAGCUGGUGAGGCCAAGUUUCUCGGUGAAGAAGAAAAGUCAUUAGCAUUGCACCGAAUGCAGGUCGAUUCAUCUUCAGUUGUGCAGGAGAAGUUCAAUUUCAAGGACUCGAUUGAGAUCUUCAAACAGCCAACGACUUAUUGUUUCCUCUUGAUUGAGAUUUGCCUAGGUGUACCGAUUCAAUCCGUUGCGCUCUUUAUGCCGCAAAUCAUCCAGCGUCUCGGAUAUGGGACCAUUAAGACUAAUCUUUACACUGUUGCACCUAAUGUUGGCGGUGCGGUUAUGUUACUCAUCCUAGCCUUCAGCUCCGACUUUCUGCGCAUUCGUUUCCCCUUCAUAAUGCUCGGAUUUGCCUUAACCUUUAUCGGCUUCAUUAUCUAUGCUGCAAUAUCUGACGUUCAAGCUCAAUUACAGCUGGCCUAUUACGCAUGUUUCAUGAUGGUUUGGGGAACCUCUGCACCAUCUGUUCUCUUAUCAACCUGGUACAAUAAUAACAUUGCCCACGAGGGGCGUCGAGUGGUCCUCACGUCGGUGGGCGUCCCAUUAGCAAAUUUGAUGGGACUCGUAUCAAGCAACAUUUUCCGUGAAAGCGAAAAGCCCAAAUACCCGACUGCUCUUAUCACAACAGCCUGCUUUGGGGCUUGCGGUUGUCUCAUAGCGGGUCUUUUGGGUGGAUUCAUGGUGUUUGAUAACAUGCGAAGAAAUCGCAAAGCGGGGACCAAGACUACCGCUGCUGAUGUACCUACCCAACGUUUGCGCGAUGGUCCAUCUGUCCCCGAAUUUCGCUGGUUCUUAUAA